AUGAGCGUUCCGUCAGAGAGAUCACCGCUCUUUGGUCGCGGUACUCUAGAUCAAGAAGCAGGAUCUCGAGAUGUUGGUUCUGAUGGAGCUAAUAUGUCCGCUGUCGCGAGACAAGCUGUGACAGAGCGCGGGCGUCGCGUUCGUCGCACUUUGGUGCUGGUGGCGAUAGGGACGGCGCUUCUCUUGCUUCUAUUUAUUUCAUACUCUCGAGAAAGUGGAAAUAAGAGCUACGCUGGUCCUGGUGGUGCAGGCGGCACCCAGGGGACGAACGAGACCCAGGACCGCGUACUGAGAGAGAUAAGGGCGUUUAUAAACCCGCAGGAAGACCCCUGUGAGGACUUUUACGCCUAUGCGUGCGGAGGUUUCCUGCGCAGCCAACCCAUCCCGCCAAAUGAAGCACGGUGGGGCACCUCGGAUCUCAUGGAGGAGCGCUGCAGCGACGCGUUGCUGCCCAUGGUGCAGGCGUUGCGCAGUGGGCGGGCAGUUUCUCGCACGGCGAGCGAGCAGCGUGUGGUCGACUUUUUUGACGCGUGCUUUGCGGCCGGACAACCGAGCGCAGCGGAUAUCGAGCGCAGCGGAGAAGACGGACUGGCAAAUGAUGCAAGCUCGGAACUUUUGAACGCAUCUGGGUUUGGACGCAUAUUGUCGCAGUUAGAGACAAUCGCUGAUCCCACAGAGCUAUUUGCGAUUCUAGGCGAAAUGCAUCGCAGCGUCGUCGAUCCAGGAGGGAAUCUCCCACGACCGUUCUUUUCGUACGAGGUGCUGCCGGAUGGCAUGCACCCAGAGGUAAUGGUGCUGACCAUUGAACAAGGAGGGCUAGGGUUGCCAACGCGUGACUACUAUCUCGAUGAAUACUAUAAGGAUAUUCUUGAUGAGUAUUCGAAUCACAUAGGUCGCAUGCUCACGCUGAGCGGCACUGAUCAAGCAGAAGCGAUGCAGGCAGCAGCGAACAUUGUCGAAUGGGAAACUGAGUUGGCCAAGGCUUCAGAAGCAGAAGCAGACCUUGGCGACGAUGCCUGGGCCGUCUACAAUCCCACAAACUUGACCGCACUGCAGCACGAGAUGGCCCCGGCGAUCCCAUGGACGAACUAUCUUGAGAGCCUCCUUGCAGGAACGGGAAAAAACGCUUCUGCGAUUCCAUUGGUGGUGCAAUGGCCCCCGUUCUUGAAACGCUUGAGUGAUAUGGUCGCACUGAGCUCUAUCUCGAACGAGACCAGAAAACUCUCUCUGUACUUGCGCUGGCACGUGCUGAACGCCAUGGCGGGAGCAGCCGGCAACUCGUCGCUUGCGGCGGAGCACUUUCGCUUUUUCGGUCAGAUUGUUGAAGGUAGACGGGGACUUGCGAAUCUAUCGAGUCAGUGUCUCGCCCUUGCGGAUGCGCAUAUCGGGGACGAUCUUGGUCGCCUCUACGUGCAGCGCUUCUUCUCUCCAGAGCUUCGUGGAAAAGCAGUAGAGCUAAUCCGAAGCAUCGAGGAAGAGUUUGCGGUGAUCCUCAAGCGCGACGAUGGAGCCUGGCUGGGCAGGAGCUCACUUCGGGCCGCUCUAGAGAAACUGCGUCUGGUUCAGAACAACAUCGGCUACCCGGAUCGCUGGCCGGACUACGAUACGCUGCACCUCAACGGCUCUGAUUUGCUGGGCGACGUGUUUCUCUGUCGGCAGUUCCGCAACGAUGCGAUCUUGAAACAGAUUGGCGGCCCGCGGAACCCAAGUCUCUGGGACAUGACCCCAAUCACCGUGAACGCAUACUACGACCCGCUCUCGAAUUCCAUGAACAUCCCAGCGGCGAAUUUCGCUCCAAAUUUUUAUUCGGCGCUGUACCCAGAGGCCGUGAAUUAUGGUGCACUUGGGAACGUCAUUGGUCAUGAACUUGGUCAUGCCUUCGACUCAGGCGGACGUCAUUACGACGCGCACGGUCGUCUUUCGAACUGGAUGAGCCCUCAAGCCGUCCAAGAAUACGACCGUAGGGCCAAAUGUAUGACAAAUCUUUACGACCACUUUCGAGUGAAUGGACGACCAGUCAACGGACGUUUAACGCUGCAAGAGAAUCUCGCGGAUCUCACAGGCAUGAAGACUGCGUACGCGGCCUAUAAUCGACUCGUCAAAGAACACCUAACAGAGGCAGCCCGACACCGGGAAUGGAACCUCACCCGCAGAAUCCGGCCAGACUGGACACCCGAGCAGCUCUAUUUCGUCGCCUUCGCCCAGACCUGGUGUGAGAACGAAACUCCCAAAUAUGCCAUGGAAGGACUCGUGGUGGACGUGCACGCGCCCAAUCGCUACCGAGUGAAUGGGAUUCUGAGUCAGUUUCCCGAGUUUGCUGAAGCGUUUCGUUGCCGCAGCGGCUCCGCCAUGCACCCGCGGAAAGUAUGCGCACUGUGGUAG
Messenger RNA from Cyanidioschyzon merolae strain 10D, 2382 nucleotides. RefSeq names its product probable endothelin converting enzyme-1. The coding region runs from base 1 to 2382 and encodes 793 amino acids. The record is from RefSeq and is a predicted model, not a curated record. Gene Ontology annotation, cellular component: plasma membrane. Gene Ontology annotation, biological process: protein processing. The transcript has a single exon. Gene Ontology annotation, molecular function: metalloendopeptidase activity. NCBI's taxonomy places the organism in Eukaryota, Rhodophyta, Bangiophyceae, Cyanidiales, Cyanidiaceae.